ACUCAGUUUGCUUUGUGGGAUAGGCGUAAGCACUUAACAGAAACGGUAACUCGUUAGUAUCGGUCCGGUCCGUGGGAAUCACUGGUGACAGAAAAUAAAAUAAAGAAACAAACAUACGUGAGCAACUGAAAACGAACGACGAACUGGGAUAGGCCCCAAAAGUCAAUGCGCGUCCGUAUACGUUGAAAUUGUCGUGCAAUAUAGCUGCAUAAUUUGGUCUUUGCUAUGUCUAUUUUUUGAAUAAGCCUUCACAUUCGAAAAGACAGAAAUAGAAGGAAUUUUUAAGAUGUUCUGUAACUACGUGAAAAUGUGAUUUAAAAAUAAAACGAAUGUGAAACGACCAGAAGUGGAGAAGCGGAUAUAUCAUCUCGGAAACAAUACCGACAUCGAUCAACGUGUGCACAGAAAAACUACCAUCACCGUUAACAUUACAAACCGUGCUGAAAUCAGUUUCAUUCAUGGUGGCGUGCUCACUUAUCAAUCUAGAGUAGUUACAAGUGUAUAUCGGGGCAACUAGUUUGUUAGUGUAGUGCAUAAGUCAAGAUAGUGGCACAUUAAAAAGAAAUAGAAUAUAAUGGCCGUUAGAUGUGUGUGAAAAGUAUCAGAAAACGUCGUAGUUCCAGGCGAAGAUGAGAAAGCGUCGAAAAAAAUGGUUAAGAAAAUGUGAGUUUGAGAGGUGGCCAGCAGAGUUGAUUCUGUAAAGUUAAUUACAUCAAUUAGUGGUGACCGAAUGUGAACCGAAGACCAUACUGCGACUGGCGAAAAUCGAAUGCCCUAUCUCGUCGGAUGUGUUUGAGCGUAGUAUUAAGAAGGAUAUGAAACAUGUUUUACCACUUCGAGCAUGUGAUCAAAUCGAUGCAGUAUGUACGCAAUGUGAAACCGCCUCAAGUACAUAAUUUAAAAGGUCUUAGAAAGUGAAUCAUAUGUGGUUAUAAUGUACCCGUCCAACAUGGGUUCGACAAAGUUUCAACUCAUCUUCACCGUCAUUCUUGUGUACCAAAUUAACAGUAUUGAUACAAGAAAACACGCUGAGCAGCAUCCAGCUGUUUUUCGUCAUACCGAUGAUGGUGAUAGAAGAAUUACUGCCACUCCCAGUGCUGCGAAUCGUUCACAUGCUGGAGAAGUCAACAGAAGCGCCAGUUCGGAAACUAUAGGAUUGAGUAAACAAGGUGCCAAGAAUAGUUUCAUCAGCAAUGAGUCAGUCGUUGUCUCACGGCAACGGCGAUCGGUAGGUAGUAUUACCGGACAAACUGGAUCUCUGAGCUUAUGCAACAAGGAAGGCUGCAGUUGUUUGGACCAACCUAUCCUGACCAUCGAAUGCGAGCUGCACAACAGAGAGUUGUCGCUGGACGGUCAAUAUCACAUUCCUAAAGAGGCAAAAAGUCUCAACUUGCGAUUAGUUGAUCGACGAGCAAGAUUACUAAUCUACACCAAACAGUUCGAAAAUAGUUUACUAAAUCGAGUGCUAAUCAAAGGUAACUUUGCCGGCACCGAUGGUCACGAGCAUGUCGAGUUCCUUGCUGAGGCAUUCUGCCGUAACAAUGGUACCUAUCCUGAGCUAGAAGUGUACAACAUUCACACAGUUGUGUUCAGCAAGCAUACAUUCUGUCAGGAAUUCAAACUCAAUGUGACGAGGGCUAAGGAGGUGAUUAUAAUGCCAGAGGCGUUUGCCGUCGCUGAGAGUGAAAUCCUACUCAAUCACGUGACAGACAUCCGAAUUCAGGAAGAUGCCUUUAGAAAUUCGAUUACAACGAAGCUCGAUAUCGUCAACAGUGCAAUUAAAACCCUGUUUGAACUAAGGGCGUCAUUCCGACAGAUACAGUUCAUCAACAGCACCAUCGAAGAGAUCUCAAAAAAAGCAUUUGAUGUCAAUAAAAUAGAUUCAUUGAUAUUUGAAAACUGCAGGAUCGACGUACUAAGGUCUGAGGCAAUUACUGAGAAGCUUCUAUGUAGAUACUUCACCAUGACAAACUGCAGGAUAAAAAAGAUUGAAACAAGUUUCAUAACAGACAGCGGAAUAAUUAUCUUCAACAUGCAAAAUAACGUCAUUGAUGAAAUUGCUGCCGAUGCCAUCAAGUUUACUGGAAUUUCGAGUACAAUCGUCAAUAACGUGAUCAAAGUGACGGACAUAAAUUGGUUCUUCCAGAAACAAGGCUGGACAAAAGUGCAGUUUUUGAAUAAUUCUUUCGGAGAGUUCAACUACUUUAAACUCGAGCGAACGCAAUCGCCCGAAGUUUGCAAGUUCCAUGGAAAUUCAGUUACUUUUCCUGCUACCAAGAGCUUCAGCUUCUUUCAGCACAAAGAGUGUUCCUUGAGUGAGAUAUCGUUCAAUAAACCGUGCAGUUGUGACGAGCAUUGGUUGAAGGAGCUAAGCUUCCAAGAUUACGAUAAACUGAUAAAGGAGAGCUAUUGUACAAUAGAUAAAACGUUAAAAUACUGUUUCAAUGCAACCACAUUCAAUGUGAAAAUGUACAUGAAACAAGUCUGUGAUGAAAAGACACGAACAAUCGAUUGCUCACGCAGUCAAAAGGAGAAAAAAGUGCAACCACAUUUCGUUAGCCCGGAUGAAAUUGAAUCACUCCAGUAUAACGAUUAUUAUCAGUACGUUAUCAUAGGUGUCGUUAUCGUUUCAUUAGUGAUACUAAUUCUGUCCAUAUUUUUCUGCAAAAUAUGCAGUAAACGACAGCCGAAUAGCUCCGAAGAUGUCAUAUCGAAUGCCUCUUUUACCAUGACUCAUAAGCCAUCGAAAGCAUUUUCAAAAGAUGACAAAAAGAUUAUUCAUCAAACACUGGACAAGAUCAAAGAGAAACAAUCACCGGAAAUGUAUGAGGCCGUUUUUAUACACACCAAAAAACUUCUCGAUGGUAAUUUUACUGAGACUGAGAAGGUGCUAACCAUCGGCGAAAUCGUUCGGCGAUUGAACGAGUGCGAGAACAGUGGAGAUGACUUUGUAGCGUUUACCGAUAUUCUGUAUCGCCAUCUAGCGCCGAGUACUAGUCCCACACCACAUGAAACUAUUUAUGCCGAGCCGUCUGCGCCACAGGAAGGGACGACCAUAAUCGAAGGAACGGGAUCGCCUGAUCACAUAUAUGCUGAGUUGACCAGUGCGGCACAACCAUUGCUCGUCAAUGAAUAUUCGGCACCGAUGGAUUUGAGUGACUCACACUACUCUGAACCAGUGCAGAUUAUUGCUAAAGAUAAUGCCCGAACGCUCAUAACUCCGUACGCCAUAGGGAAUAACAUUGGAGCAAUCAGCCUACAGCAGCAACCGGGAACGUCUCGAAAUUUGCCAGAUAUUCUCAAUUCGAAUAGUGGUAACAGUACUGGUAGCAAUACCGGUGCCCAACUGAAUGCCAUAGCCGUUCCAGAACCACUCAGAUACAUGGAUCGGUCCCCAACGAGCAGUAGGGAAAUUCCCGAAUAUACACUGCCAGUGAAGAAAGUGCCACCACCAAAGCCUGUUUUCCGACGCGAGCCAAUAGUAGAGUCUGACAGCUCAUCCACGUCAAAUUCCGACCACUCAGAACAUUCGGGUGGCAGUGAUAUUACCGUUAAAAUAGAAGAUAUCGUGGAAUAUGCCGACGCGUAACAAUAUUGGAGUUCAGUGCAAUGGAAAAGAUGUUAGUUUUUAUAUCCGAAAAUAAAA
This is a messenger RNA of Ochlerotatus camptorhynchus, 3646 nucleotides long. It is a transcript of the gene be, whose product is annotated as ben. The transcript has 8 exons. Lineage: Eukaryota; Metazoa; Arthropoda; Insecta; Diptera; Culicidae. The coding region runs from base 935 to 3589 and encodes 884 amino acids. The record is from RefSeq and is a predicted model, not a curated record.